AACACUUUUUACCAACUCUCACACCCAAUCACACUCACACUCACUCUUUAGCAAGUCUUUAAUUCCCAAUCGCUUUCAGCAUAUUCGUCUCACUGUUUCUUCCUCUCCCCCAGAAUUGUUAAGGAACUCUCUUCUCCAAUCAUAAUGGAGAGUAUACGGAAGCAAGCGAGCAAGCUCAGGGAGCAGGUUGCCAAGCAACAGCAGGCAGUGUUGAGACAAUUGGGACAUUUAGGUCAUGAAGCUUUCAUGGAUGAUGAAGCUGAACUUCAGUGUCACCAACAACUUCAAAAUCUAUACAAUUCUACGAGAGAUGCUAAGCAUUUUCAGCGGAAUAUUCUUCGUGGAAUUGAAGCUUUUGUUUCUAUAAGCUCAAAGCAAAUGGAGAUGGUAAGAAAGUUGGCUCAAGAUUGUUGUAAAUAUGGAGAUGAGAAUCAAAGCAGUGAAAGCACUUGUUCUCCUCUUGCGAGAGCUUCUCUUCACUUUGGUACAUCGCAUUAUUCAAUGGAGGAGGAAAAGGAGACUUUGCUUGGGAUCUUUGUUAAUCAGGUAUGUGAGCCACUUCGGGCACAAAUAAGAGGAGCUCCUCUGGAAGAUGCUCGCCACUUGGUACAUCGUUAUGACAAAUUGCGGCAAGAGGUUGAAUCCCAGGAAGCCGAAGUAUUGAGGCGUCGAUUGAAGUCUAGGGAUUCCUCUAUUUCUGUAGAGAGUUCUACAAGGCUUCAACUUGCAGAAGCAAGACUGACUGAACUAAAAUCUAUAACUAUGGCACUGGGGAAAGAAGCAACUGCUGCCAUGUUGUCAGUUGAGGUUCAGCAGCAACAACUAACUUUCCAGAAGCUUCUUACCAUGAUGGAAGCUGAGAGAACCUAUCAUCAAAAGGCUCUUGAAAUUUUAGAGAAGCUACAUGCCGAGAUAACACUAGAGAAGCAGCCCAAAGAGUUUUCAUUGCCAUCAGAGAUAAUGCAGAGAGAGGUUUAUCAUCAGUAUGUGCGUGACAAUAUCGAUUCAAAUGGAUCAGGUAGUCAUGGACCUAUUAUUCAAAAUGAAAAGUUCUUCAUUGCAAAGGCUGUACAUUCCUUUGAUGCUCAAGCAGAUGGAGAGUUAAGCCUCUCAGUGGAUGAUUAUGUUGUGGUUCGCCAGGUGGCCCCUACUGGAUGGUCUGAAGGAGAAUGCAACGGCAUAUCUGGAUGGUUUCCCUCUGCCUACGUGGAAAGGCAGGAGAAAGCACCGGCAAGCAAGGUAAUGGAAGCAACUUCAGAACCUUGAUCACAAGGUUAACGUUGUCAUAGAACCCGUACAUUCCUUUCUCUUGUAUUGUAAUCCCUUCUUGAUGCCAAACUUAGCCACAAAUAAAAAUAAAAUGAAUUUCAAAUAAUCUCUGUUAAAAUAGAGUUGUAAAAAAUGAUGUAUAUGUAUUAUUACUCAACUUUCGAAUAUCCGGGAUUGAGUUAUUCUAUUCUCAAGUCGGUGUAUAGAUGUAUAUGUAUAUGUAUAUGUGAGCACUUUAUUAUGCUUGUUGUCAAUACCAGCAGCUUAUAAAUAAAAUUUGUAAUUCUAGAUU
This is a messenger RNA of Carya illinoinensis, 1561 nucleotides long. Its product is annotated as SH3 domain-containing protein 2-like. The record is from RefSeq and is a predicted model, not a curated record. Gene Ontology annotation, molecular function: protein binding. The transcript is spliced from 10 exons. Bases 145 to 1266 code for a protein of 373 amino acids. Lineage: Eukaryota; Viridiplantae; Streptophyta; Magnoliopsida; Fagales; Juglandaceae.